AUGCACCCAUCUGUAUGUGUUGUUUCUUGGAUGGGUCUUACAAACUUGUUUGAAGCCGGGAUGAAUGCUUCCAUCUUGAUUCUUCCCAAGGAUGCAUUUGGAAAUAACUUGUCGUUUUCCGGGAAAGAGAUUGAGUUGCAUGGGUUUUCUUUGUCUCUUCUCUAUGAAAACGGCUCAUUCGCUAGCAUUCUUAAUGUCACACACAUGAGAUGGAUUGAGUCUGGUUACAUUUCCAUUGACUUUGUUCUUGUUACCGCUGGAAAAUUCGUAUUGCUCGUGGAGAGGGAGAGCCAAAAUCUGAAUGGUGCUCCACUACCUCUUGAGGUUAAUUCAGGGCCUUUGGAUGUUUCCAAUUGUGUGAGCAUAUGGAAGUCAGAGCUGAACGCAUGGCAGAUAUUUUCCAAAAUGGAAAUCUUGCUGCACCAGAAGGACCGAUUCGGAAACCUUGUUUCUGGAUUUUAUGAAUUUGAUGCUGAUGUGGUGGAGGAAAAGACGGGGUUGUCCAUACUGCACAAGAAGAGCAUCUCUGGUAUGCCAUAUGCGUACGCAGUGUAUAUAGGUUAUUGUGAUGCAUCAAGAAGUAUAGUGAAUGGUUCAGGGAUCAAUGUUUCUAUUGCUAGGGAGUCUCUUGGCUUCACUAUCUACUUGAAAGAUGCUUAUGGGACUGGAUCAAGUUACUCAACUACUAUCCCCUUUUAUGAGAAAUAUGGCGGAAAAGCUUCAGGCAACCUAGUGACUCAAGCGAGUAUCUUUGAUGUAACUUAUACGCCAAAGAGAAGUGGAGUUUAUAAAAUAUUUAUAUCAUCUGGAAAUAUAGUCCUCAAUGGAGGCCAACCAUUCAUCAAGGAAAUAAUGUUUCUCAUUUGGGAAAUGUUCACUCUCAUUGUUUGUGAUCAGCACCCUCUUGCUAAUUCUCUCAGCUACUACAAUCAUGUGCCUUCCCAGCCAUCUCGGUUAAAAUUGGAGAUCACCUCAGCUAACACCUCAAGUUUCACUACAUGGGAAUUUGUCGAUAAUAAUGAUGGGACAUAUACGGGUAGCUAUCUGGCAAUGGAGGUUGAUGGAUACUUUCCAAGAGCCUAUGAUGAUGCAGUUAAUGUGUGGGAAGAUGAGUCAAUCUCUUUCAAUCCACUGGAAAAUGACUACUUUGUUGGGGACAAUGCGAGCAUUUUAGGUUUCUCACAAGUGAGUCAUGGUUCUCUUCUCAGGGAUGGAAACCUCCUUAGAUACACGCCAUUCAAGGAUUUUUCGGGAAAUGAUUCCUUUCUGUAUACAAUGGUUGAUAUCAAUGAAAACUUAGCCACAGCUACAGUAUACACUUUUAUUCUUACUGCUCCUCCUCAGUUUAUCUCUUUUUCCGGCGGAUUGCAAACAACUGAAGAUCUAAUUAGUCCUAGAUCAGGGCAAGUAUUCUUCAUUUUGUUUUGCUUUGGGAGUGGCUUCUCUAGGCUGGAGAUAAGCUACUCAGACCUACUGGAAAACAUUUCAGUAAUGGUACAAGCACUUUCAGGAUCAGUCAUUCUGUCUCCGAUGCUGAUGCAGUUUAGACUACCUGCAAGUGGAAGACUCUCGCUAUCCACAAGGAACAAGAAUGGGAUAAAUCAUCUGGAUGAUCCAGUUUUUGUUGAACCCGUCAACGAUCCACCGUUUAUUAAUGUUCCUCAAUAUAUAAUGUUGGAGAGUAAUGGGGAUGAAUCACUCAUCUUUCACAGGGAAACAGACAAGUUCAACUUCUCAGUUGGAGAUCUAGUUCUUACUAAUUUUCCAGGAGGUGAAUCUCAUUUCUUAGUAACGUUUUCUGUGGAAGUCACUGAUGGGUUUCUGCUGACAAACUUACCGGCGGAGCUGAUAAACUCAACUGAGCCAAAGCUCAAAAACAUAUUCCAAUGGCAGCCAAUUCAAACUUACGUAGCUAAACACGUGAAUGUCAAAGCCAGUGGGAUCAGACUGUACCGAAAGAAUUUUACUGCCUUUGCAUGCGGAGGCUCGCGUAAACCUCAUCAGAAAGAGACCUUUAAGUUCCCUUACAGCUCAUGUUCUUGGAUCAGUGAUUGUGGUGGAGUCCCUUGUGGUAUUCUCUCUCGCUACUUUGUUUCUGUUCUUCACAUGCAGAUGCGCAUUUCUUCUUGUACACGAGAGAAAAGAACAAUAUGUUCACAAGAAUUCGCAGAAAUCAACGGUUGUCUCCCGAAGAGUAUCUGGAAUCGCCAUCUGCGCCCCAGACACAUGGGUGAAACUUCCGGCAAGCAGAUCGAUGAGCAGUCGCCAGAGAUUAACAUUGUUCCGUUGGAGAUAGAGAAGGCUACAACUUCAUGA
This is a messenger RNA of Arabis nemorensis, 2316 nucleotides long. The record is from the annotation of a GenBank genome assembly. Lineage: Eukaryota; Viridiplantae; Streptophyta; Magnoliopsida; Brassicales; Brassicaceae.